Messenger RNA from Mastomys coucha (southern multimammate mouse), 426 nucleotides. Its product is annotated as putative coiled-coil domain-containing protein 195. The transcript has 2 exons. The coding region runs from base 1 to 426 and encodes 141 amino acids. Lineage: Eukaryota; Metazoa; Chordata; Mammalia; Rodentia; Muridae. The record is from RefSeq and is a predicted model, not a curated record.
AUGCGAGCAGAAAUCAACAGACUAGAGAAUGAGAACCAUGCCCUCCGUGUGAAGCUGACUUCAAGGAGUCAGACGGCAUCUAGCUCAGGUAGAGAAUCAGAGGAUGAAAGGGAAGAAGUGGCAGCGUGUGACCAGUCUCCAGGGACCCUUCCUGGUGAUAUUCCCACCGAUUCUGCACCAGCUGUGCAGGAACAUCAAGGCAAUGUCAUGAUUGUCAGACGCUACACCAUUUCAACAUCAGUUCACUCCUAUGAAGCAAAUGAGCCCUGGGAAGCUGGAAACAGACUUCCAAAUGAUAGAACACCAUUGGCAUGUUCUUCACCUAAAAGGCAAGCUAGUGAAGAAAAGAGGUUGGCAGCAGACGCUUAUGGCAGCAAUAGCUCCAGCCAGAGAGUGUCUUUUGAUGACAAUUGUGUUUGCAGGUAA